AUGAAUUACUAUAUGGAAAGCCAAUUGUAAAAAAUGAGUUAAUUACUUGAAUAAAAGUAAUCAGAGAUCAAUAAAUUGAAAGCAUAAGUAGAAAAAUAUUCAAAUUAUGAAUCGUAAAAAUACCUCUUAUUUCAGAUAACUAGAACAAUUAAACUAGUGUAUUAUGUAGUUAAAUUACUAAUUUUAAUAACAAGAAUAGACUCAUAAAGAGUAAAUUUAUUUAAUGCAAAGAGAGUUAUCAUUUACACAAGAUGAAAUAAAAAAUUUACAAGUAUUCAUUUUAAUGUUUUUAUUAGAGAACAAGGGGUUAAAAUGAAUAAUAAUAAAUAUCUUCACUUCUUAAGGAGUUGUCUGAAUAUAAAUAAGAGAACAAUCAAUUAAAAGUAGAAUUAUCAAAGUAUUAAUAAAAACCUAGGACUAAUUCUAUUCAAGAUAACAAUAAUAAUGAAAUAAGAGUAAAGAUAUAGAAUUAAAUAAUUAUAUAGAGAUUAUCUCCUUACAUGAGAGUUAAUAAUUGUAGCUUUACAAGUCCUUCUUACAAUCUUGUUAAAGAAAGAAGAGUUCCAUCACUUCCUGAUGUUAACUCAAAUCGAUUAUCUAUUAAUAAGACUACUAUAUACAAUAUAUAAUAGAAUUAAUCUUUUUCCAAGAAACCUCCUCUUUAAUAGAUGCAUAAUAUCAGUCCUAGUAAGUAAAUACUCUUUGUUCGUCAAUGA
Molecule: messenger RNA, 716 nt
Organism: Paramecium primaurelia
Lineage: Eukaryota; Ciliophora; Oligohymenophorea; Peniculida; Parameciidae
Source: the annotation of a GenBank genome assembly